UGGGGAUGAAGGCCAUACUUCCGACGGACAGAAGCUCUGGCUCCUCAGCCUUCUCUGCUUGGGCUCCCGUGCCAGAACAAAUGUGCUUCGUUUCUCAGGCUUCAAGUCAUUGAUGAAGCGCACAUGUGCAGUAGUAGUGGCGAUAGGUGUGCAAUGCUUUUGAUAGAGCUCUGGACUGAAGUAGUGGUGUAGCAAUUCUUCUUUUGCGGCGUUCUGAGCGCGCUUCAGCUUGUUCUGAGCUAUCACGAGGUGCCAUGUAGGUGUGAGGCAGGAGAUUGUGUUUGUGAGAUUUUUGUGAGUGUAGUGGGAAGCAGGAGAAAUUUGACGAAAGUAAUGAAGCGGUGCAGUGUCUGAAAUUGUGGAGAGGAUUUUCGGUUCCACUGAUGCGAGAAUUGCAGGAGUCUUAGGGGAGUGGAUGAAGAUAGUGGUGAGAAGAGGUGGAUUGGAAGGCGAUGGUAUUUUUCUUGUGAUUAAUGCUGCUCAUACGACAGCUCCUUGCGGGCGAUCGGGGUUUGGAGUCGCGGUAGUCGUCACCAGUUACGAUGAGACAACAGCAGGUUGCUAGCACUGAGGGUGCGCCUUUUAGUGUUGCAAGAAAGGCCAGCAGUAGAAACGGUCGAAGAGAAGAAUCUGCUGAUGACGAGAAACUAGGAGAUUGCUUGAAGCUAGGGAAUAGACGGGUUUUGGUUAAGAUGCCAGGUAAUAAGCUGAAAGUGACAACUGCUUCUCAACAAGCCAAGCAUAGCAAUGAUCGUGCUUACAAAGCCCCUGAGGUUACUCAAGUUUGUGUUGAACAGAGCCAAAAAGAAGAGGUAGUAGAACAGGCCCAGAAACGAUCUAUUUCCGAUGGAGUGAGUCUUCCGCAGUGGGGUCAGAGGAAACGGUUGCGGUUUAACAAUAGAGUAGAUGUCAAACCUGCCGUAGAGGCUACGACAGCCGAUAAGAGAGCUGAAGCGAAGGUUGACACGAAGGUGGACAUCAAGGCUAUUUCGAGAGUAGUUAGAGGAGCGGUUAAAGCAGAGAAGAGUGCAGGAGUUCUUGUGGCGAGAAUUAAAGGACCAGUUGCUUCUAAAUCUUCAGCACCUAAACUAGCCACUGGGAACACCAAAAGAGAUGCUGAGGGGACUGGAGCCACAUGUGCUGCACGGAAUUCUAACAACCAUGUUCCGAUCAGUCUUGAGUGCGAAGCCAAUACUGUUCGAACUACGGAGUUGCACUCGGAUCAACCACUAGUAAAUCCUGAGACGGCCUCUAUUGCCCCUGCCGAAUCUCCUGCAACUCAAUCUGCUGUCAGUGCGAGAACAGACGAUAAUGUGCACCAAGAUAAGACAACUGCACCUGGAAAAGUAGACAUGGAUUUGUUCCAAUGGCCAAAGUUUUUAGUAUCCUUGUCACGAAAAGAAAAGGAGGAUGACUUUUUUGCUGUUAAGGGUUCUAAGCUCCCAGUUCGACCUAAAAAGAGGUCGAAGUUUCUGGAGAAGACCGUAACCUCCAUCAGUCCUGGAGCAUGGCUUUGUGAUAUUACGAGGGAGCGCUAUGAAGUAAAAGAAAAGAAGGCCAUCAAGAAGAAGCCGAGGGGUCUUAGGGCUAUGGGUAGUGCAGACAGUGAUACAGAUUAGCUUCAAGAGCCGUUAGUUGUGGCUGCCUUUCUUACUUUCACUUUGAAAAGUGAAAGUAAAGGUAUAGAUUGCUUAUUGAUUCUUUCGAGGACAUGCUAUUUGUCUAAAUAUGGAAAGCCAGUCCUUAUGACAUUAGACUAGGUUGUGACUGCCCAUGAUCUUUAAUCUUAUGAAGACCAAACCUAAAGCUGACAUGAAUUGACACUCUCGAUUAUAUCUUAAUUCGAUGCUGUUAUAGAUGUAGUUUUUACUCAAAGGCAAUGUACAGUUUAGAUUUGUUGAGAAAUGUCAAUAUUGAAAACUGAUGUUACCCUGCAUACUUCAAUAUAAUUUGUAGUUAGGUUCCAUAGCCUUAUCGCCGUACAA
Physcomitrium patens is the source of this 1985-nucleotide messenger RNA. RefSeq lists its product as uncharacterized. Lineage: Eukaryota; Viridiplantae; Streptophyta; Bryopsida; Funariales; Funariaceae. The record is from RefSeq and is a predicted model, not a curated record.